Daphnia pulex (common water flea) is the source of this 1704-nucleotide messenger RNA. RefSeq names its product mitochondrial ribonuclease P catalytic subunit-like (gene mldr). Gene Ontology annotation, molecular function: protein binding; ribonuclease P activity. Gene Ontology annotation, cellular component: mitochondrial ribonuclease P complex; mitochondrion. NCBI's taxonomy places the organism in Eukaryota, Metazoa, Arthropoda, Branchiopoda, Diplostraca, Daphniidae. The transcript is spliced from 3 exons. The record is from RefSeq and is a predicted model, not a curated record. Gene Ontology annotation, biological process: tRNA 5'-leader removal; mitochondrial tRNA 5'-end processing. Bases 83 to 1651 code for a protein of 522 amino acids.
AGCUAGCAGACAGCAGUCUGUAUGUGAUGGUAGUUCAAACUUCAAACUUAGGCUUGCACACGUUUAUUUAAAUUUAAUUAGAAUGAAUCGAGUGUCACUAUUGAAAUACCUCGUUAAAUCGAGUUCAGCUACUUGUUUCAGAUCAACCUACGCUACAUUCAGUAAUAAAAAGUUUUUGAACGAAAACAAAUCUAUGACAGUGAAAGGGAAUUUUAAGUUUAAUGGAUUUGAGUCUGAAUUUUUACAGUUCAUCAAAACCACGAAAGAUUUGACGAGUAUUCAUCAAUUCAAAAAAGAUGUCAUACUGAAAUAUAAAACUGUGUUAUUAACAGAGACUAGUUUUGACGCAGUUUUUAUGCGUAUGUGUAUAGCAUGCCGCAAUUAUUCAUUAGGUAAACAGUUUUUGGACCACAUUAACCAAAGUGACCAUCAAGUAAACACAGCAACUUUGGCUAGAUACUUAGAAUUGUGCUACCAUUGUAAGGAAGAAAUUAUGGAUACAAGUGAAGUGGAAAGACUGUGCCAUGUGGUUAAAUCUAACAGCCUAUAUCCAAGUCCUAGCAUUCAACAAAGUCUUAUACUAGGAUUCAGUAUCACUGACAAUUGGAGAGAAGGUUAUAAGUUACUCAGUGAAAGUGAAGGGACUUCCACUAGUUUGUCCAUGAAUGCAAUAAUUGAUUGCCUCUUCAAAAGUGAUCAAAUUGAUACUGCUGUAUCUUGGAUAAAUAAAAUUAUCACUUCAAAAGGAAAAAAAGUUCAUGAUUUCACUUAUGAGCAUUGGCUCAGAAAAUGUGCAGAUCAGCAGAUUGGAUGUAACAGUUUCUUUGAUUUUUUGGUGAAAAGUGGCGUUUUUCUGAAUGCAUCGAUUAUCCAACAGUUUAAAGACUUAAUAGAGAAUCGACUUAUCGAUCCCUUCGUUGGGCAUUUUACAACCAUCGACGAAGGAACCGGAAGAUGCCGUUCCUGUGAAAAGUUUUUGCCAAAUUCAGAAAUAAGCGACGAUGAGUUUGCCGACCUCAAAAAAGGUCUCAUGGAAAAAGUACUGCUAGGCACGGAUGUGUACCUAGGAUCGAAACCAGACGAAAUACGGCGAUUCCAGAAUUUCAUUCAAAAGACUGCGCCUUACGAUGUUGUAAUAGACGGAUUGAACGUAGCUCAUCAGGGGAAGCAAACUUUCAAGUAUCCAGAUCAAGCACUUUCCUCCGUGGUAAAACACUUCACGAACCAAAAUCUACGAGUUCUCGUCCUUACAAGGAAGCACCUACUUCGAGGAACAACAUUGAAAUCAGCUUUGGUGUUCGCUACAGAAAACUUGUCAGGCGACGACCCUUUUUUGUUGUGUUCAGCAGUCCAAAGUUCGCACACAAAGUUUGUGUCUGAAGAUGUUUUCCGUGACCACCUUUUCCGUCUAGGUGAUUUUCGGCUUCAAAACAUUUUCCGGCGGUGGCAGCACAAAGCGCAAAUGCAAAUCGUCAGCUUUGAUAAAAACGGUAGAGUCAGAUUUCAACAACCUCGCAAGUACCGCACUAUAUCUCAAUUUUCGGAUGGUUGCUGGCACAUCCCUUACGAUGACGGUACACCUCGCUACAGCUACGAAUUACCUACCACUUGGCUCUGUUUACAGCCUAAAACUAAAAAAAAAACUAAAUAAUAAUGAUUAUCUAAUAAGUCAAAUGUUUGAAAAUACAUGGAUUGUUAAGGAGA